UUAGCUCAUGCUAAGAACCAAUCUCCUUUGGGAAAAUCCAAACACAUCCUCCUCAAUGGACAAAACAACCUCAACAAUAAUUAUUAUAACUUGGCGUUCCCUAAGUCCCUAAGGUACGUAUAGUAGUUUAUAUAGAAGAAGCAUUGCCACAACUUUUUGGAUCGAUCACAUGCAAAAUCUUUCGUCCGUCCAAUCCAUUGCUUUAUUAGUUUUGGAGAUUCCAUUCCUUUAAUUUGUCGUCAUUUUUCACACAUUACUAGCUAGCUACCUGCAUGCCUUAUUAAUUUCCAAUUAUUAUUAACCAAUUCAAGCAAAGCAAAAACAUUGUGACCCAUCCACUGCACGAUGGCCUCUAAUAACGCAAUGCCCUCUCGUCAUGGUUGUUCCUCCGGGCCGGGGAGUUGGACCGCGGAGCAGAACAAGGAGUUCGAGAAGGCGUUGGCAGUGUACGACAAGGACAUCCCAGACCGCUGGUCCAACGUUGCCAAGGCUGUCGGGGGCGGCAAGACCGCCGAGGAUGUGAAGAUCCAUUAUCAACUCCUCGUCCGAGAUGUUUUCUACAUCGAGAGAGGCCUCGUCCCCUUCCCCGACUACCAGAAGACGGCGUGGAAGCUAGCUUAGCUCCGUAACCUCCGUUACAUGCAUGCCGAUGAGUACGUUAAUUGAACGAACCACAAAUAAAUUAAUUAGGUAAUAAAUUAGCUUUGUUGUUUUUCAAGUUAUUUCAUGAGUACAAGUGUCAUUAUUUUUAUAGAAUUUAUUUAAUAUUACUAGCUACUUAAUGUUAGAGAUUGUUGAACAUAUAUAAUAUAUAAAUAUAAAUGUGCAAUUUAAUUAUCAA
Ipomoea triloba (trilobed morning glory) is the source of this 841-nucleotide messenger RNA. RefSeq names its product protein RADIALIS-like 2. The transcript has a single exon. Gene Ontology annotation, molecular function: DNA-binding transcription factor activity. The record is from RefSeq and is a predicted model, not a curated record. Lineage: Eukaryota; Viridiplantae; Streptophyta; Magnoliopsida; Solanales; Convolvulaceae. Bases 346 to 621 code for a protein of 91 amino acids.